AUGAAGGAUAUGGAGCCAGUCCCUCCCUCAAAGCUGAGCAGAGCAGAGAAGCUGAGGAGACCAGAAUGUGUUACGAGGGUGCGAGGGAGGAGGGAGGAGGGAGUAUGGGACUUUGGGAAUGUCUGGGCAGCCAUACAAGAAGUUGAGGAGAGCGCAAAUAGCGAGUCAGUCAGCUCGCUCAAGGAAGCGUUAAAGGAACAGGAGGCCUUCGGCUUUCAGCUCCGACACAUCCUGGAGGCUGCCAGGUUCUCGGCAGAGAAGCGGGCCGGACGGUAUGCGGUCGAACUCAGACAUCUCGGCAAGGACGAGGCAGAGCAGCAGGAACAUCAGCAGCAGCAGCAGCAGCAGCGAGCCACGCUACUGAAAGCAUUGAAUCGCUUGCUGAAACGACGGCAGCGGGAGGAUGAGGAGGGAGAAGUGCGGGAGUGCUUGAGGAGCUGGCACAAAAUGCAUGAGCAGGCAGCCAUGGAACAAGAGCUGAAGAAGAUGGAGAAGGAUUGGGCGACCUCCGUCCAAGUCCUGCUCAAAGAGGUCUCCUCCCUCUCCUUGUCUUCACCCUCCUCGCCCUCCUCCUUCCCUCUGCUUCCUGCACCAGCUCUCUCCGCCAUGUUCGUGCAUGGCUCUGGUCGCAUGCUGACGAAGUUGCGGGGGCAGGUGAAGGUCGAGUCUCGCUGGAAGCUUCAGGCCCUCAGCACUUGGGGGGCAGCGAGGAGGAGGAGCGACUUCCUUGGGCUGUGCGCGAGAAAAAUCUCACGGAGGAGAAGGAGAGUGCUGUGUGUGCGAUGCCUCGUGUGCUGGUGGAGUCUCAAGGAGGAGAAGGGGAGGAGGAAGAGGAAAGAAGCUUUGGCCCUCGAUCGCCUCCAUCGGAGGAUCUGCAGGAGAUGGAGGUUGGCGGCAGAGCUGGAGAGGCAGGAGAAGUUGGUGAUGAUGAGACUGGAGGCGGAGAGGCGGAGAAGAACAAGAGCAAGAGCGUGGGAGAUGCUCUGCUGUUUCACGCGGAAGCAGAAGAUGAUGAGUAGGCGAAUGACAGCGGUGACGAGAGGAGGGAGGAGGAGGAGACUGCUGUGGUCCGUGCGAAUGUGGGAGGGGGCGAUGAAGAGGAGGAGAAGAGCGAGAAACGCAAGAGGAAAAGAGGAGCAGAGGAGAGUGCGAUGCGUACGGAAGGCGUUGGAGGAGUGGAAUAGAAGGAAGCAGCAGAGGAAGGGGGUAAGUAAAGAAGAGGAGGUGCUCGAGGAUGACCAUGGUGCAGGCACGAAGAAGACGUCAAGGUCAAGAGCGACGGAUGCUCGAGCGCUCGCUAUCAGCUCUGACAGCGAGGCAGACGAGGAUGAGGAUGCGGAGGACGCGGCUGAUCCUGACUUGCUGGGGGAAGUCACCGCCAACUGCUGGAGCACAAGGAAGUGCGUUGAGAGCCAAGGGGAGCAGGAGGAGGCGGCAAGCAUGAUCUCAAGGGCGAGGAUGCUGAUGACGAGGAGAGAGAGCAGGAGAUGGAAGCGGCUGGUGUUGCACGAGCUGUUUCACGUCCUGUGCCACCAGCGAACCAGCAGGCGAGGCAACGCGAUGCUCCUCUCUCGCCAGCGACGAUGGGCGGAAAGAAGAAUCUUGUACUGUUUUGAGGAGGAGACGGGGAGGAGGAGAAGGAGGAGGCAGGUGGUGCAGCGAGUGAGGGAGGGACAAGCGAGGGCAUGUCAGGAGAGAGCGCUGUGGGUCUGGAUGGAAUGGGGCGCGGGGAGAUGGAGGGUGAAGCAGGAGGCGACGGCUCAGCGGUUGGAGAGGCUGGAGGAGGCAAUGCGGGAGUGGAAGAUGCUGGGGAGGAUGCAGAGGUUUUGCCGGACGCAAACGAUGCAGGUGGCGGAGGCGUUGGGGGAGAAGAUGAGGGAGGAGGAGGUGAGGGGGCAGGAGACGCGGCAGAGGCUGGUGCAGCUGACAGUGCGAAAAUGGCUGAUGAGAGGAAGCAGAAAGUUGCUGCUCAGCUUCGCCUCCUCCUGUAGGCGCAUGAGACGAGCAAGAGCCUUGGUGGAGGGCAAAGUCGGGAGAAGAGAGCGCCUUCUCCUCUCCUCCCUCCUCUGUCUCUGGUGGGAGGCAGUGGGGGCAGCAGCAGCAGCUCAAGGAAGGAGUGAGAGGCUGAGAGAGCGAAGGUGGAGGGAGGAGGGCAAGGACCAGUUCAUCGUGUGGAAGGAGCAAACUCAGUUGUCGUUGGAGAGAAGGCGACUGCUGGCGAUGAAGAGAGAAUGGACAAGAAUGCGACGAGCUACGAGGGGAGGAGGAGGAGGAGGAGAGCGAGUGAUAUGGGCAGACCAACUUGUGAGGCUGUUGGAGCAGAGCAGCAGGAAGACGCAGCAGCUUAUCUUGUCCAGCUGGAGAAGAGCUGCUUUCUGCCUCUCCGUCGCGAGCUCGCGUGCUCUGCGUCGCCUCGUCUCCUCGUCGUUCGCUCAGUUCGCGUUCGCUGCUCGUCAUGUCGCGAGGUUGAGGAGGCGUCUGAGCACCUUGGCUGGUCGGCGACGCAGAAAAGUCUUGGAGUACGCGAUCCGAGCGCUUGCGGCUGCGCAAGACGCAAGUCAAGGAAGUCAAGGAUGCCAGGAGGAGGUGGAGGAGGAAGUAAGAGGUGAGAAGGCAGAGACAAAGAAAGAGAACAGAGAAGAUGGAGAGGGGCAGCAGGAGCAGGAGCAGCAGGAGCAGCAGGAGCAGGAGAAGCAGAAGGAGGAGGAGAGGAUUGACUCCUUGCUUGUCUUUGCCGAGUGUGUGCUUGCUUGCUUCGAGAAUGUAGUCAGUCACUUCAGGGCGUUAGGAGAGGAGGAGGUCAGGAAGGAGCGACACAGAGAGCCGACAAGAGCGAGAGAAAGUCUGCAGGGACAAGCGGGCGGCGAGGAGGAGGCGAGAGGAGGGAAGCAGAAAGCUUCUGUGACGAGGACGCGGCUGAAGGAGAAUGGCAAAGGAGGAGGAGGAGCCAGGCAGAAGCAUCUCAAGGAGCAUAUGACGUUGAAGACAGAGGAGGACGAGGAGGAGCUUCAUGUCUCGCAUGCUUCGCUCCCUCAGUGGGGCAGAGAAGCAGCUGCCUGCUCGCUCCUCUCGCAGGGUCGACGGACUUUCCUCCUCCUCUGCUGCUUCUUCGCGGCUUGGAGCAAGGUCGCGUCGGAGCUCUUCCAGCUGAGGACUGGCUUGAGGAUGAUGGAGGAGAGGGAGAGGAGGAGGAAGAUGCGCCAUUGCCUCUUCUCCUGGCAGGUUCGAACCAUCGACGAGCUGCUGCUCACCGACAAGUGGCUGCACAAGUCACCCGUCCUGAAGAAGCUACAAGGAUUAAAGUUUACCUUGAGGAGGAGGAGCUGCUUCGUCACCUCAGAUGCUCGGACAGCAUCCGACGACGAAGAUUCUUUCGCUGAGAGCCGGGAAGGCAUCGAUUUCUCCUCGCGCUUCCUCUCCUCCUCUCCCUUCCUUCCCUCCUGCUCGCUCUCGCCCACCAAGAGUUUCCAACCUUCGUCGCUCGAGCACUCUGAAGUUCUUCCGGCAAAAGGGCCGCUCACUCCUUCCACCCCCGACCACCCGCAAGCCCUCUGA
Molecule: messenger RNA, 3555 nt
Organism: Guillardia theta CCMP2712
Lineage: Eukaryota; Cryptophyceae; Pyrenomonadales; Geminigeraceae
Exons: 4
Coding region: 1-3555 (1184 amino acids)
Source: RefSeq, a predicted model, not a curated record